Bursaphelenchus xylophilus (pine wood nematode) is the source of this 678-nucleotide messenger RNA. The record is from the annotation of a GenBank genome assembly. Lineage: Eukaryota; Metazoa; Nematoda; Chromadorea; Rhabditida; Aphelenchoididae.
AUGAAGUCUCUUGUGUUUCUGGCCGUUCUAGGCUUGGCGUUGGCCCAGGAUACCGGCAAAACCACGAGAUAUUGGGACUGUUGUAAGCCAUCGUGCGCAUGGCCCGGAAAGGCCACACUGAAGCAGGGCCCCAGCAAGACCUGCGACGUCAAUGACAAGCCCUUGAGCGACGGAGGCAACACCCAAUCCGGUUGCAACGGCGGCGGCUCGUACGCUUGCUCCACCGACCAGCCUUGGGCCGUGGAUGACAACCUGAGUUACGGAUUCGCGGCCGUGAAACUGGCCGGAAAGCAGGAGUCGGAUUGGUGCUGCUCUUGCUACGAACUGACCUUCACUGACGGUCCCGUUGCGGGCAAGAAGUUCGUCGUCCAAGCCACCAACACCGGCGGUGAUUUGGGCUCCAACCACUUCGAUCUGAUGAUCCCCGGAGGCGGUGUCGGCAUCUUCAACGGCUGCCAAGCCCAAUGGAAGUCACCAGCUGACGGAUGGGGACAGCGUUACGGAGGAGUCAGCUCCAAAGCCGAUUGCGCUACCCUCCCUAAGGCUUUGCAACCCGGCUGCAACUGGCGCUUCGACUGGUUCAAGAACGCCGACAACCCAGGCAUGACCUUCAAGAGAGUCAAGUGCCCAGCCGCCAUCACCGCCAAGAGUGGCUGCAUCCGUUCCGACGAUGCUUAA